This is a messenger RNA of Stegostoma tigrinum, 2913 nucleotides long. RefSeq names its product lipoprotein lipase-like. Gene Ontology annotation, biological process: lipid metabolic process. Gene Ontology annotation, molecular function: apolipoprotein binding; lipoprotein lipase activity. The coding region runs from base 797 to 2260 and encodes 487 amino acids. The record is from RefSeq and is a predicted model, not a curated record. Lineage: Eukaryota; Metazoa; Chordata; Chondrichthyes; Orectolobiformes; Stegostomatidae. The transcript is spliced from 10 exons.
AGGGAAAAGACUUUAUCCUGGGGUCAACGACUAACCAAUAGAUCGGCAGCGAUUAGCAUACCACACCAGAGCGGCUAGAAAACUUAGAAGGAGGAAAAUCCCAGAGUGAGAGAGCUGCAAGUAGAGAAGGAUCAUACACGAGAAACACUGAGAGACACAGUCACAAGGAGAGAUAGAGAAAGUGAGAGAGAUUCAGCCAGGCACAGAGCGGGGGAGAGAGAGAGAGAGAGAGAGAAACAGACAAACAGAGAGAGAGUUAGUGACACACAGUGAGGGGAGACAGACAGAGAGAGAGAUACACACACAGGCAGACAAACAGGGACAGAGAUACAAACACAGAGAUACACACAUUGGGACAGGGAGAAACAGACACAGGCAGAGGCACACGCAGACGGGGAGAAGCAGGGAGGUAGAGACAGACUCAGAGAGAUUCAGACACAGGGAGAGAUAGAGACCUCACAGAUACAGGGAGAGACAGACAGAGAGAGAUACAGGGAGAGAGAUAGGUACACAGACACAAGGAGAGACAGAGAGAUAAGGACACAGGGAGAAAUACAUAGAGAGACAGAGGCAGAAAGAGAUAGAGACACAGACACAAGGAGAGACAGGGAGAGAUAGAGACACACACAGAAACAUAGGGAGAGGCAGAGGAGGAGACAGAGAGUAAAGAGCCGGGGGCAGACAUCUCUGUUUGGGAUCUGUAAAGACAGCUGGAGUAGCUCACUCAAGAGUUCUGAGGGAAGGAAAGUUACUCUUUCAAAAAAGAAAUCGAACCGCAGUGGAAAGCCGGCGACCAAUGGCAGCAGCAGGUUACUUUGUCUGGAUUUGUAUCUUUCUGCCUACAUUUACCGGAGUGUCAGCGAACCCACCGUCCAGUCCAACAGGUCCUCAAACUGAAAAGGACUACAGCAAGGUCCAGACAAAGUUUUCCCUUCGAACUGCCUUGGAUCCAGAGGAAGACUCCUGCUACUUGAUCCCUGGCCAGCUGGAAACUAUCAGACAGUGCAAUUUCAACCAAACUGCUAGGACAUUCUUGGUCAUACAUGGAUGGACGGUCACAGGAAUGUUUGAAAGUUGGAUUCCGAAGCUAAUCCUUGCCUUGUACGAGAGGGAGGCAGACUCCAAUGUUAUUGUGGUCGAUUGGUUAACCCGAGCUCACCAACAUUACCCGGUUGCCGCUGACAACACCAAACUGGUUGGCCAUGAUAUAGCCCACUUUGUUGAGUGGUUGGAGGAGGAGCUGAACUUUCCCUCUGAAGAAGUCCAUAUGUUGGGAUACAGUCUCGGGGCACACGUGGCCGGAUAUGCAGGGAAUUACGUGCCCUACAGAGUGGGGCGGAUAACAGGCUUGGACCCAGCAGGGCCGGAAUUUGAAGGGGCUGAGGCACAUCGUCGUCUAUCUCCAGAUGAUGCUGUCUUUGUGGAUGCUCUUCACACGUUCACCCGGGGAUCCCUGGGGCGGAGCAUUGGGAUCCAGCAGCCUGUGGGCCAUGUGGAUAUCUAUCCGAACGGAGGCAGCUUCCAGCCGGGAUGCAGCUUGGGAAGAAUAUUGGGAAACAUGAGAUCACAAGGAGUGUACGCUGUGGCUGAUGCCAUUAAAUGCCAGCAUGAGCGUGCCAUCCACCUGUUUAUUGACUCGCUCCUCAAUGAGAACUCUCCAAGCAUGGCCUAUCGCUGCUCCAACCAGGAGACCUUCGAGAAGGGAGUGUGCCUGAGUUGCAGGAAGAACCGCUGUAACAAGGUGGGCUAUGAUGUUCGGAGAAUCCGCACAAAGAGGAGCGGCCGCAUGUACCUGAAGACCGGGGCAGACAUGCCCUUCCGAGUUUAUCACUACCAAUUAAAGAUGCAUUUCUUCAGAGAUGUCAGACAAAGCAAGACAUCUACAAAUUUCCUCGUUUCACUAGUUGGAACUUUGAAUGAAUCGAAAGGCCUCCCUAUUCGAGUCCCAGAAAUACUAGCGAACAGAACCCACUCGUUCCUAGUGCACACGGAUGUCGAUAUCGGAGAGUUACUGAUGGUGAAGCUAAAGUGGGAAUCCUCGUCUUCCAUCUGGUCGAGCAUUAUGGGGAAGGUCACCAACUCGUUCUCGGCGCUGAUGUUCUGGGAGAGCAGUAAGGAGACCUCUGACCACCUAGAGAUCAGAAAGAUACGAGUGAAAGCAGGAGAGACCCAGAAAAGGAUUGUGUUCUGUGCAGAAAACUCUACACCUGUGAAGAUUCAGCCUGCACAGGAGGUAACUCUUGUCAAGUGUCACAGUUGAUUGACUUACAAGAAGACCAGCAGAUGAGGUGCGGACAGAAGAAUUUCCUUCUGAUAACGUCAGUAUCCCGACAACAUUAUCCUCUCGACACACACAUCGCAGUCUCUGACCCACCUUCCUUGGUUGUUGGAAUUCUGAAGAAAUCAGAUGGGUGAUUUGCUUAAAAAGGCUCAAGACAAGUGGCUCGUGAGAGAACCAAAAUGAAACUGUUUGUUCUGAUAACAAAAAGACUAUUCUGAACGGAAUUAUUCAUUGAUUGUGUGCUUUAUUACCUGUUACGCAUAUAACUUCCAUUUGACACACUGGUUCAGUCUCACUGUUAUGGGAGUGACAGAACAUGGUCCCAUUACUGUGAGACUGAACUACAAUCUUUUACUGCAGCAUGAACAACUGGAUACAGUCUCACUGCAGUGUGAGUGAUGCAGUACAGUCUUGUUAUAAUGUGAGUAAGUUGCUAUAAGAUAAAUGCUACAGUCUCACCGGAGCUUGAGUGACAUGGUACAGUCUUACUGCGGCAUGAGUGAUCUCGUACAGUCUCAUUACAGCCUGAGUGUAGUGUCAGUCGAUCAGAAAUGGUGUCUAAUGAAUUACUCAUUCUCCGCACUAUUUAUUAAAUGUAUAUAUAAGAAUAUAUAAAUCCACUUUGUACAUAU